This is a messenger RNA of Acanthoscelides obtectus, 871 nucleotides long. The record is from the annotation of a GenBank genome assembly. Lineage: Eukaryota; Metazoa; Arthropoda; Insecta; Coleoptera; Chrysomelidae.
CUUGUCACCUAGUAUUGUCACAAUUGCGGCGCUCAAAUCAGUUAAAAUGCAACUAGCUGUCAUGUCUUUAACACAUUCGGUAAGAGCCAUAUUCCUGAUCAUCGGCAACUGCAUCAUAAGGAUAACGUCCAGGAAGUUCAUAUCCAAAUUGCUGUUAAGGUUACCGUCUCAGCUUUUUCCUCGGUACAGAGUAGUUGUAAGUGGUGUGAUUAUACAAGACAACUUACAGAGAAGGUCGAUGAAGUACCCUCCAGAUGUUUAUAAUAGCAGCUCUUCAGAUGAAGACGACGAUGAAUCAUCUACAGUAACAGGAAAAUGCAAAUGUUGCGUUUUACAAAAAGCUUACUAUCACAGUAAUAUCGAUUAUAGCAACGACAAUGCCGAUGAAUGUGUUAAAGAGGAUCCGGAAUUUUACAAAUAUGCAUCCGACAUUGAAUUUCCAGAGCAAAACUUUGUUGAAAGUACUGAUGGGUAUACCGAAGUUUUUGAGAAAAAUUUUAUAGUGAAACAUAGUUUUGUUCCUGGAACGCCUUGCACUCCACCAUUACGAAGAAUUACAGGUGUAUUUGGAUUUAAUUAUCAGUAUGUUGGUAUUUUACUUGGAGCCGCCCGAAAAUUCCGGCUUUGUGCAUGUGAAUGUUCUUACAGCAACGUUUUGAUAAACAACCCUUAUUUGGUGCUGUUUCAUAACAAAAAUGGAAUCAAUAGUAUGGCUUUUAAAUGCAAGGUUCAUGUUUAAAACAAUAAUGUUGAUAAUCUCAAAAAUAGAAAUUGAGAAUAAUAAAUAUGUUCACGUCAUUGGAAUAAAAAAGAACCAAGGAAACGUUUAUGGAUCAAACCACUACUGUCGUUUUGUAUCCCCUGUAAGUCA